ACUGGCAGCCGACUAGACGCCCGACGCGGUGGACUUCUGAGGUGCUGGGGUUGUUCGAGGAUGGAGGAGCCGCCGAAGGUAGAAAAGUUUAGGACUGCCGACAGGGGAAACGGGCUGCGUGCCUUGGCGCCGCUGCGCCCUGGAGAGCUGCUCUUCCGCUCGGAUCCCUUGGCGUACACGGUGUGCAAGGGGAGUCGUGGCGUCGUCUGUGACCGAUGCUUACUGGGGAAGGAAACGCUUCUGCGAUGCUCUCAAUGCCGUGUUGCCAAAUACUGUAGUGCCAAGUGUCAGAAGAAAGCUUGGCCGGACCACAAGCGGGAAUGCAAAUGCCUAAAAAGCUGCAAACCCAGAUAUCCUCCAGACUCUGUACGACUUCUUGGCAGAGUAGUCGUCAGACUUAUGGAAGAAACACCCUCUGAAUCUGAGAAACUUUAUUCAUUUUAUGAUCUGGAGUCAAAUAUUAACAAACUCACUGAAGAUAAGAAAGAGGGCCUCAGGCAACUUGCAGUGACAUUUCAGCAUUUCAUGAGAGAAGAAAUGCAGGAUGCUUCUCAGCUGCCACCUUCCUUUGACGUUUUUGAAGCCUUUGCAAAAGUGAUCUGCAACUCGUUUACCAUCUGUAAUGCAGAGAUGCAGGAAGUUGGUGUUGGCCUAUAUCCCAGUAUGUCUUUGCUCAACCACAGCUGCGACCCCAACUGUUCCAUUGUAUUCAACGGACCCCACCUCUUACUGCGUUCUGUCAGAGACAUCGAGGUGGGAGAGGAGCUCACCAUCUGCUACCUGGAUAUGCUGAUGACCAGUGAAGAGCGCCGGAAGCUGCUGAGGGACCAGUACUGCUUCGAGUGUGACUGUUUCCGAUGCCAAACCCGGGACAAAGAUGCGGAUAUGCUUACUGGUGAUGAGCAAGUAUGGAAGGAAGUUCAAGAAUCCCUGAAAAAAAUUGAAGAACUGAAGGCACAUUGGAAGUGGGAACAGGUUCUGGCUAUGUGCCAGGCGAUCAUAAGCAGCAACUCUGAACGGCUUCCCGACAUCAACAUCUACCAGCUGAAGGUGCUUGACUGUGCCAUGGAUGCCUGCAUCAGCCUCGGUCUGCUGGAGGAGGCGUUGUUCUAUGGGAUGCGAACCAUGGAGCCAUACAGGAUAUUUUUCCCAGGAAACCAUCCCGUCAGAGGUGUGCAGGUAAUGAAAGUUGGCAAACUGCAGUUACAUCAAGGCAUGUUUCCUCAAGCAAUGAAGAAUCUGAGACUGGCUUUUGAUAUUAUGAGAGUGACACAUGGCAGAGAGCACAGCCUGAUUGAAGAUUUGAUUCUGCUCUUAGAAGAAUGUGACGCCAACAUAAGAGCAUCCUAAGGGAACCAAUCAGAGAGAAAGACAGCUUAUCCCUUGCACUGAAUGCCUUAUUGAGGUCACACAUUUUAUACUUUGUUCGCUGUGUGAACUCCCCUAUUGGAAAUGCUAUUCUGUGUUUAUGGGAGUAUCUUGUGGUUUGCAAACCACAAGAAUCAUUUAUUGUAGAAAAGCACAAUUACAAUAAAUACAAAAAAUU
Messenger RNA from Choloepus didactylus (southern two-toed sloth), 1546 nucleotides. RefSeq names its product SET and MYND domain containing 3 (gene SMYD3). Gene Ontology annotation, molecular function: protein binding; histone H4 methyltransferase activity. The transcript is spliced from 12 exons. The coding region runs from base 61 to 1350 and encodes 429 amino acids. The record is from RefSeq and is a predicted model, not a curated record. NCBI's taxonomy places the organism in Eukaryota, Metazoa, Chordata, Mammalia, Pilosa, Megalonychidae. Gene Ontology annotation, cellular component: nucleus.